Messenger RNA from Trichomonas vaginalis G3, 807 nucleotides. RefSeq lists its product as uncharacterized. The record is from RefSeq and is a predicted model, not a curated record. Bases 1 to 807 code for a protein of 268 amino acids. The transcript has a single exon. Lineage: Eukaryota; Parabasalia; Trichomonadida; Trichomonadidae.
AUGUUGUUCUAUUUGCAAAGUACAGACCCUAAUGAUUACGGGACAUUAAAAUUACAAACUAACCUUGGUCUUCAGAAUGAACCACUAGCUUUCAGAGUUCUUGAUUUUAGCACUAUCGCUUCAUUUGUUAUAACAGACACUAACGAUUUCAUUACUUUUGAAAUUGAUGGUAUUAGUACUGAAAUUCAUUUUAAAGCAAGAAAUAAAUAUGAUAUUGAUACGUUAGAGAAAAAGAUUCAGGAUCUCAUUGAUGAAAAAUUUAAUGGAGCCAUGACCUCCGGUCUCGCCCCUUUGGGGCUUAACUGUGAAUUAACUGAUUCAGGAAUAAUAAAAUUUAGUUCCGAAAAAGAAUUUAAAAUUACUGAUAUGACUCAUCAAGCACGUUUAUUAUUAGGUGCUUAUCAUCAAGAAUUACCAUUAAAAUCUUCUAUUGAAAAUCAAAAAUAUAUAAUUGAAAUGAAGUCUGCGCCCUACAUCUGUUAUGGAAACUGUUUAUAUGUUGAAUCAAAAAUAAGUAAUGUAACAGGAAUUUCAGGAGUUAAUAAUAAAAAUGCUGUUAUAGAAUAUAAAUCGUUCUGUUACGCCGUUAAUUCUGUAUUCAUGCCUAAUUUUCCGAUUUUAUUAAGGCACGAAGGAAAAUGGGUUCGAAUUCAACCACACCAUUUAAAAGAUAUGACAUUUAGAUUAGUUGAUUUUCAAGGCGAACCAAUUGAAAUUAAAGCUCCUGUUCAAAUGACUAUAGAAGUUGAUUUUUGGUCUAAUAUAAGAGCUAAUGGACUAGAUGAUGAACCGGGGAUAAAAAUAUAA